Molecule: messenger RNA, 2202 nt
Organism: Alternaria novae-zelandiae
Lineage: Eukaryota; Fungi; Ascomycota; Dothideomycetes; Pleosporales; Pleosporaceae
Exons: 2
Coding region: 1-2202 (733 amino acids)
Source: RefSeq, a predicted model, not a curated record
AUGGCUGACGACGACUUCGACGACUUUUCCGACGAUGACCUCGACGACCUCCCCGCCGACGCCCUGCAGCAUCUCGAGGCGAGCGCCAUCCGCGCGACACAGCACCAGCCCGACACGGAGCCAGAGUCCGACUACGGCCCCGACGAUGGCGACGAGGUAGUCAAUCUGGACGAUGCGCACAGUCCGCCGCCUCUAUAUGCGCUGGACGAGGAGGGCUACGAUAGUCACAUCGAUGACAACAUCAACGAUAUUAUCGAACAUUGCCACUAUGACCAGAUGGAAGUGGAAGAGCAGCCACGCAGGUCUCAGGCUGACCCCAAUGCGCUGCUCCAACGCAUCAAGAAGUUAGAGCAAGACAAGGCGCGCGAGAAGCGAGAAGCCGAGGAGCUGAAGGGGAAGCUGCAGACCAAGGCGGGCGAGGCCGAUACCCUUCGAAGGCGCUACGAUGCCGAAAACCGCAAACACGAGCGCCAGCUGGCGGACCAGCAGCAGUCGCACAGCACCGAACUGGCCAAGCUGCGUGCCGAGAUGGACAAGCUGCGGCGCGAGAAGGAGUCGGUGCAGACGGACAACAUGUUCAACCAGCACGAGGCGCGAGAGUCUGUCAUGGCCCGACGGCCUGGCAGGACCAUGCCCUCACGACCCAAGUCAGGUGCGCAGGCAAUCAGUCCAGCCGGUACACCUAAGAGGGGGCAGAAGACGAGAGGUGCACUGGGCGAUGGUUUUGAUGACGACGACGUUGUCAUGGCAUCACCGUCAAAGUACCGCGAGAGGCAGAAGACGGCGACGCCAAAGCAAGCCGGCAAGCGGAAGCGGCAGGCUAUCGACCAGAGCCCCAUACAACUGCCUGCGCUGCAGCUGAGCGAACCGCGAACUCGGCCAAGAGAGACAGAGCCAGCACCAGCCGUGGGUCCUAUCAUAGACGCCGCACUGCUCGAGCACUUUCGACGCGACGACCGCCGAUUUACCCUCCUGCACCGCCUGCUGUCACAUCCAUCGUCAAACGGCACAGAUCGGGUCCUCGAAGCACUCACGUCGCAUGCAUUUCCGUCCAAGCCAUCCAAGAAACUAUCUUCGAUCGUGUAUGAUGCUCUGGCGAAGAUAAAUACGUCUGAUGUGCACGAGCUAGCACUGCAGAUAUGUCACAUCUUCCUGGACCUGUGGAAGCGGUGUCAGUCCGAGAAGUACUACGCUCCGACAUCUCUAAUACUCGAUGCACUGCACUUCGUCCUCGCAUGUGAGCCCAUCGAGACCGCCGUCAAGAUCACCGAGCGCGCAGUACCGCUUAUAAUCGCUUUUGUUGAUCUCGUGGCGGACCCCAUUUCUAAAGCAGCUAAAGGGGGUGAGAAGGCCGUUGCCGAUCUCUACUCCCCGAAGCAGCAAGAGAUUGCAUCUCACAUCGAUGUUGAAGACUGUCUCGAGUUGCUGUACCUGAUCGCGAGCAGCUGCGUGUCCUCAGUAGAUUCCACUGCAAUAGCUCGUCUAUGGCAAGCGAUUCCUUCAAGCUUCGCCAUCAUGCUCCUCGUCAAAGAGCAGCCACAUGCCCAAAUUACGCUCAUGUUGCGCAUACUUGGCACCUCUGCACUGUCCACCUCAAUAGGACCCAUCACAUUCGCAGAUUCCGCCCAAGACAACCAAGCGAGUAACGAAGACGCCCUGGUCCAUCGUCUCACCAACCUCUUCACCGAGCUGCCAAAGCCAGUCCCAGAUCCUUUGGCGUCUUCCGAUGAAGAUUUAGCUAUCUCCGAAGCAGAUCUCUGGGACCUUCGCCUGCUUGUCAUCUCGGUCCUGACGCAGUUCUCCAUCCCAGAAUACGGCUCUAGUCGUCUAGCUCAGAACGGCCUCUGCAUUGGUCGACUGAUCAAGUACCUUGACCAUUGUGUCACAAGCCUGUAUCGACAUCCCAUCUCACCGACUCAAGAGCGAAAGGUCGAUUCCAUCAAUGCGACUAUGAAGCUGAUUUAUCACGUCGCGACGACGAAUGCCGAUUUUGACAUCAAGAGCAAGUUGGUGAAUACGCUAGGUGGUCAUCAUGCCUAUCUCGUUGCACUGACGCGGUUGGCAUUCAGUGAGGGCUUAGUGCUAGAAGCGGGGAUCGAAGAUGAAGUCGUCAACAUGGCGCAUGACAUUCUAGACGAGGGACUGAGUAUGGAAGAGGGAGAUGCUUUCGGCAAGGUGUUCAGCAGUGGAAGCACUGUCUAG